UAUGUGAUUGCAGUGAGUGUGUCAUAGUAAAUAAUAAUAAAGUUAUUAUGUCCGAAUGUUCCACUGCCUGCAGGGAGGCUCUUAAAAUCUUUGUUGUACAAAAUGUACUUGUCAGCAGCCUUCUAUUUGAUUCUAAAAAUCUGUAGUAUUACUGCAGCACCCAAAUCUGCACACGCACUGUUAAAAAUGUCCCAAUGUUCUUGCACCUCUAUGUAAACUUUAUUUGCUGGUCAUUUGAAAAUAUAUAUAUCUUUUGUUAUUAAACGUUGGAUACGACGGGGUAUUAGAAAAUAAAAAUGAAAUAAAAUUACGAGAUUAAGCUCUUUACCGCUAAUUUAUUAGAAUAAUAAUUAAAAAAAACUCGCAGUCAACACUUCCCCUUCACACCACCAGAGUGCGCAUUUGCGCUCAGCUCGGUCCGCAGCAGUGUCUCAUGUCAGAGGAAGAAUGUUCGUACAAUGAGGUUCCUGUGUGUAGUGGCUCCACUGUUGCCUGUGUGCGCCACACGGACGAGCGAUUGUCAAUGGACUAUUUCAGACGGACCUCAGUCGCUUUCCCUGCCGUUUCUUUGCCUUUCAGCCGCGUCCCUUCUCCUGACUGCUAAGCUUCAUCCGGCUCUUUUUACUGGAUGGAAGCAGGAAGACGCAGACACACAGUGUAAAGGAGAGAGAAGGAGACAGAAAAAAGGAGUAAAUUCCUGACAGAAAAAUGCCGUGAGUGUUGAAGUUUAGAACGUUUCUUUCUACAUUCCUCUGUUUCUCAGACACCGUCCCUUAGUUUGGACUCGCUGCUGGUCGCCGUAGUCUUAAUGGCUGUUUAAUGGCACAUUGGAGGGAAAGUAGGCAGAAAGAAAAUUGGAUACAAUGAAGUGAGGAGGUCAUAAUAAAUUAAAUUAAUCUGCGAGCAGAGACCGUGGAGAGGGAGCGCAUUCAUUCCAGUUGUGGGGAAACCAUUACACUGCUAAUUACUGUUAUUGCUAGAAUUAAUUGUUAUUAAUAGAAACAGACGUCGUUACAUUGGAGUUUUACUCGGACUUUUAAAUCCUCAUUAGAAAUACAAAAAACGUUUUUUUUUAUUUGACUUUUUUUUAGAUUUAAAAAGACAAUUUAUUUGACAUACAGCAUCAGUUUAAUGAGACAAUUCAGGACAGUUUGUGCGUUCAGCCUGGUUGCUUUUUAACCACAUGGUUCCACCGUCGCCUCCGGACGCAUCGUUCCGUUCCAUGUUCGUUCUGUGGUCCAGUCUCAACUCCGUGGACCUCCGUCGCUGAAUUCACGAGGGCAUGGGAGAAGCCACCCCUGCUCAGUCUUCAUCCGGACCAUUCGUACCCAUGUUGGGUGUCGGUUUAGGAACACUCCCUGUCGGGGUCGCCAACGGGCCGGUGGCGGCCACCUCCAGGGCUCCCGCGGUGCCACAGCUCCACAACGCCAUCGUGGAGCGUCUGCGCGCCCGGAUCGAGCUGUGCAGGAGGCACCACUCUACCUGCGAGAACCGCUACCAGAGAGGUCAGGCUGAGAGUUCUGACCGGGAGCACGAAAGUACGCUUCACCUGCUCAACAUAGUCCAACAGGGCACCGGGAACCGGAAGUCCAAGGGGGGCCGGGGAGCGAACCAGCAACCUCCAGAGUACAGCAGAUCCAACGGGGAGCAGAAGGGCACAGAGGGGGAGCAGAAGGUCUCCACGCGGAUAGCGCUUCAAGGAUCUUUGCGGAGGAAAAUUGAAGGACAAGCUCCAGGACACCUUCUCAAGCAGAAUGGUCUCUCCUGCAAUUUCUCCGGGUCAGACUUUAAGAGGGUCCGUUUGGACACUAGUGGACUGGGACGUGGGCCUUGCAACCAUAUUUCUACCCAGCCUCAUUCCCAUCAGGGGUCAUCGACCAUGGGAAUGCAGAGGAAAAAUUACAUGAUGCCUGUUGGAGUGGGGUCAGACAUGUUCAACAUGACUCUGAAGGAAAUGAAAAAGGAGCCAGUGGAACAGCAGCCGUGCGGUCACUCGAACACAGAGCUGACGUUUGAUUUUAAAGAUGAGGGCGGCGGUCAGAUUGACCCAGAUCUUCAGGAACUGUUUGAUGAGCUGACAAAGACGGUGCCACCUCUGAAUGACCUAGAGUUUGAGAAGAUGCUGAAACAAGACGAUACAUUUGGUCUGGAUCUGGGACGACCAAGCUCAGCUGGUGCAGCUGCAGGCCUGUGCUCACCGUUGGAGAAGCAAAUUAAGACGGAACCCUCCCCAGAUUUUGGGCACGUUCACUGUGGAUCGCCGCAGCUCCGACCAGCCUCUGCAGGCCCCUCUUUCACACUGUCCAGUGUUUCUUCUACUAACACAACACCGAAAGUUUCAACUCAGACAGGAAUCCCAAGAGCCUUGCCCUGCUGGCCAGAAAUAUCCCACGCAGAGCAGCUAAAGCAGAUGGCAGCAAACCAGCAGCAGCCGAGCUCUCUGCUUCAUCACCACCACCAGCCUCCACCUGUAGGAAUGAGCAGCUGGGCUCCUGCCAUGAGCAGCCACGCCACAUCCAACGCCUUCUCCCAAGGCAAGGUCCCCAACGCAGCUCCUCUCAACCAGCAGAGGGUCAGCUCCCAGAGCAAAGGAGUCAACAACUGCCUCUACAAAUCCAAUGGUCACGGUGGCUCCUCCCACUUGGACAUAAAGGUUCUAAGCACCAAACCCACGUUGCACUUUAGUCCUAAAGCACAUCAUCCGGCCAAUCAGCCCAUGCCAAUCCCAGUGAACAAGACGUCAGCUCAGCAGCAAUCCCAGUUAAACUUCCAGAAUCAACAGAUCUCCACAUCAGGGAGCCUCUGUCACCAACCCAAGCCUGGUCAGGCAGGAGUGCCAUUCAGACUGACACAGCAGCGGCAGGGUGUUCCUCCUGGGCCCAGUCUGCCCACAAAUGGCAACAUGGGAGUUCUGUCAGCACAGUCUCAGCCUCAGCCUCAGCCUCGGCCUCCAGCUCCCACCAACCAGCAGAAAGGCCCAGCCAAACCUGCAGUCAUGCACAGGCAGCUCAACCAGGAGCAGCAUAACAUCAGCAGCAACACAGACAAAGACAACGUACACGAUCAGUUCAGUCGCCAUCUGACAAGACCCCCGCCAGAUUACAAACAGUCAAGAAGCAUGGUGGGACUGAAGCAAGGAAACCUCUUCACAGGUCCAAACUCUUCACCUUCCUCCAGCACCGGUCCACAGAAUGACCUACAGGCCAUGUCCUGUCACCUCUCAAGUGGGUCUGGUUCAAAGAUAAGUCCACCAACAUCGGACCGCAGAUUUGGAUUGGGGACUGACUGUCAUCCAAAUUCCUGCAUUGGCCAAUUCAAGCAGCAUAUGAAUCCAAAUAAGCCAAGGUUCCUGGGUCCAAACACUCAAGGAGGCUCCUUUGGGAUGAACAGUGUAGCAGGUGGGCAACAUGUAAGAAGCACAGCCGAUCUUCAUUCCUCAGUGGUGCCAGGGCCGGGUAUGGGCAGCUUGAUGACAAAUGUCAACAUGGCCUGGGCCUCAGCCAACAAGCAAGUGACAACUGGACUUGGCAUACGGCGUUUACCCGCUCCGCUGCAGUCACAGGGUGGGCAGCUGGACAUGCCAAACCUUCAGUACCAACAGCGGCACGUCGGGCCGCCAAACCAAGUAGCACCAGAGGCUGGGAUGCUCUCUCUUAACCCUUCUUUAAGAGACACAGGUCCAAGAGCAGGCCAGUCCUUGAUGGGAUCUCCAUCAGCUGUGGGAAACCCGAGCCAGGCCUCUCCAGAGCAGAGGGUACCUGCAGGCAGCUACGCUGAGCCCAGUCCCUGUUCUAGCAACUUUCACCAGAACAACAGAACCAACCGCCUGACAUUCGAUUUCCUGCCUGAAGGAGACAACACAGUCCCAGGCAUUAACACAGACUCAGAUUUCAUUGACUCUCUACUCAAGUCUGACUCUGGCAAUGACGACUGGAUGAAAGACAUCAACUUAGACGAGAUUCUGGGCAGUCAUUCCUGAGCUCGGUUUUAACUGAGAUUAUGUUCGUGUAGGUGGGAUCAUUUGUAAAUAACGUUAAAAUGGAAUUUUAUAAACCCAUGAAAUUUGUUAACUACAUAUACUGUAUUGUUUUAUAUUGUAUUUACUGUGAAAAGAGUGUGUCCUAUGUCCUUAGUACCCUGAAUAUUUUAUCAUGGUUGAGGAUACAUUUAUUAUCCCCAAGAAAAUGUCUUUCAUUGGAGAAUGUGUUCCAGGUAUUUUUAGGCAGGACAGUAUGCAGUCUUUUGGAAUAGUUUUCAUUAGGUUUAAGACAAGUUUUCUCAAAUAUCUCUCAAGCUGCUCCAGAUCCAACCCCUUGUCUUCCCUUCUCUUCACAGAUUUUCAGUCAGGUUUAAGUCCAGGUCGAACGUAGGACACCAAUUCAGUCAGUCAGUUUCAUUUCUUGCGAAAAUUCUUUUCUGGGUAAAAACAUAAAAAAAAUAACUUUAUAUAAGACUUCUAAUUUAUUCAUCUAAUUUAGCCAAAAUAUACUUCUAGAAUGUGUCAUAUUGUCUCAAGUUGUCUUCAGCAGACAUUGGUCAGUUUGUCUUGGUCCACAAUGUUUUUAAUUGCACAACAAAUUCCCAGAAUUAGCUUCUUCAGCAAGGCCAGAAGUAGCAUGGUCUCUGCUAUUGUUGUUAUUAGUGUUGAGCACAGGGUUACUGGGUUAAAGGUGACAUAGAGGCAGAGCUGACUGUGUCGUCUUACUCAGCUCCGUUCACACAGGGAUGCAAAAGUCCUAGUUUUCAAACGUCUCUACUCUGGGAACAGUAUUCGGAGACCAGAGACUAGAGUUCUCUACUUAACACUUUCUAUUCAUAUAAAUGCAAGGCCAAGACAGUGUAUAGCUCUGGGAUCUGUAGUCAUAUCAUUGCCAUAUAAACACCAACUAAGAGUUUCUGAUUAACCGUUUGGGGCAGUGCGACAAAACCGCAGCACCUGGAGAAACUCCACAAAUGGGGGAAAAAAAUCAACCGGAUAUUGAACUAGCAAACCACUGGCUGUAUAUCUGUGAAGGUGUAAAGCUUUCCAACAACAUGUAUGGCCGUGUGGCAACAUCUAGCCUUGAUCUUUUUUUAUUUAUUUUUUUGGUCACACAGGGACUCGCUGCUCUCUUUGUCCUGGUGUAUGUGUGGGUUUUCUCCAGUUUCCUCCCACAGUCUAAAAACAUGCAGGAUUAGGUAAAUCGUUCAAUCUAAAUUCACUAGCAUUUUGAAUGUGUUCUGUUCUGUUUUAUUUCCAGAAGGCUGAAGUCCAGUACUCUUCUGUAUGAAAGUGCCUGGGACUUAAUGUCAUUUUCUCAGAAGGGCUAAUAACUAUGUGCUCAGCUGUAUUGUAUCCAAUAAAUACCUUUUCUGUGCAAUCCCUAUUAUGGUCUGUUAUUGUCAUGCUACAUUAGAGAUUAACACUUCACACUGUGAGGAGGAAACAUUACUGUGUUGCUUUUAAUGUCAUCUUGAUAAUCCGAGCCUUUAAAUGUCUGUCUUCUCCAGCAUGAAACGGUCCCACGUUCAGAUGCUCACACAGAAUCUUUGGUUCUGUCUCAUGUUACUGUUUAAGCUUUUUGAUCUGUGGUAGAUUUUGAGUUCAGUUUAAUUAAUGUAACCUUUUUUCAUGUGAUAUUUAAUAAUAAUUAUUGGGAUAGUAAUAAAACAUUUUAACACAAGCAACUAAUAAAACUAAUUUGA
Messenger RNA from Cynoglossus semilaevis (tongue sole), 5685 nucleotides. It is a transcript of the gene maml2, whose product is annotated as mastermind like transcriptional coactivator 2. NCBI's taxonomy places the organism in Eukaryota, Metazoa, Chordata, Actinopteri, Pleuronectiformes, Cynoglossidae. Gene Ontology annotation, cellular component: nucleoplasm; nuclear speck. The coding region runs from base 1283 to 3979 and encodes 898 amino acids. The record is from RefSeq and is a predicted model, not a curated record. Gene Ontology annotation, molecular function: transcription coactivator activity. Gene Ontology annotation, biological process: positive regulation of transcription of Notch receptor target; Notch signaling pathway. The transcript is spliced from 6 exons.